AAAAUGUUUCCAUCUCAGAUCAUCUUAUAUAAUUCAAUAUUUGCAUGUAAUCGUUGUACUGAUUUGAAGAAGUGCAAUGACAACCAUGAAAAAUCUACCACCCAGUGAUGGAGAUAUGAUCACCAUUCUUAGCAUUGACGGAGGAGGCGUCCGGGGAAUCAUCCCUGCAACUAUCCUUGAAUUUCUGGAGACACAGCUUCAAAAAUUGGAUGGUCGAGAUGCUAGAUUAGCUGAUUAUUUCGAUGUCAUGGCGGGGACAAGCACAGGAGGGCUUGUUACCGCAAUGUUAACAGCUCCAAGCAAGGAAAAAAAACCAUUGUAUGCGGCCAAGGACGUUACACGGUUCUAUUUGGAACAUUGCCCUUCAAUUUUCCCAUACAGAAAGGGCCCUUCAGGAUGGUUGCAAUCAAUUUACACUUUACUGAGAGGACCCAAAUACAGUGGAGAUUAUCUGCACAAUCUUGUUCAAGAAAUAUUGCGUGGCAUUCGAUUGAACGAACUACUAACUCAGAGUAGUUCAAGUGGGAGGGUGCCAAUAUUAGAGACUUUUAUGCAAUCAAGUUCUGAUAUGGUGGACAUUCAUGCUUCUGUGGUCUUCCAAGCCUUUGAAUCUGAACAGAACUAUCUCAGAGUUCAGGAAAGCGAAUUGACGGGAGAGGCAGCCUCUGUUGAUAUCUCUACUGAGCAAAACCUUAAGAAGCUUGAAGAUAUAGGCCUACAACUUCUGCAUAAGCCUGUUUCCAGAGUUGAUUUAGAGACGGGAUUAUUUAAGCCAGUUAGUAAUGAGGGUACCAACAGCGAUGCCUUGAUCAGGUUUGCAAAGAAACUCUCAGACGAAAGAAAGUUACGAAUGGAUACAGCUCGUAAUCGUGUGGCAAAUCUCUAGUCAAAUUUCAUUUGGCAUAGGUUGUUUUUCGUUUAAAGAGUAUAUGUAGCGCAUGAAACGAGCCAAUAAUGGACUGAAGGCCUUUCGACUUGUUUUUCUUGGAAAUAUAUGUACUGAAAAAUAUCAAGAAAUUGGAAUUUCAUUCUA
Messenger RNA from Cryptomeria japonica (Japanese cedar), 1033 nucleotides. RefSeq names its product patatin-like protein 2. Gene Ontology annotation, biological process: lipid metabolic process. NCBI's taxonomy places the organism in Eukaryota, Viridiplantae, Streptophyta, Pinopsida, Cupressales, Cupressaceae. The transcript has 5 exons. Bases 77 to 886 code for a protein of 269 amino acids. Gene Ontology annotation, molecular function: monoacylglycerol lipase activity; glycerophospholipase activity. The record is from RefSeq and is a predicted model, not a curated record.